Molecule: messenger RNA, 3753 nt
Organism: Gigantopelta aegis
Lineage: Eukaryota; Metazoa; Mollusca; Gastropoda; Neomphalida; Peltospiridae
Product: 2-aminoethylphosphonate--pyruvate transaminase-like
Exons: 8
Coding region: 518-1831 (437 amino acids)
Biological process (GO): organic phosphonate catabolic process
Molecular function (GO): 2-aminoethylphosphonate:pyruvate transaminase activity
Source: RefSeq, a predicted model, not a curated record
CUUAGAGAGAGAGAGAGAGAGAGAGAGAGAGAGAGAGAGAGAGAGAGAGAGAGAGAGAGAGAGAGAGAGAGAGAGAGAGAGAGAGAGAGAGAGAAUUUCGGAGAACGUGGUUUGCAGCCAUGUUUUUAUUAUUAUUGUUCUAUUUAUGCCCCAAGCCAUUUUUCGUGUGCCUUAAUUUCAAAUAUCAACAAUGACAGAAAUUAUGAAUUUGAAGAUAACUGUUACUGUUACUUCAUUAACGUGUCUAUAUCUAAAAUAGGUUUAGGUACUGAACAUAAAACAAAAUGGUUUACGGUCAAAGGGAGGUAAAUAACUGAAGUUUGUUAGCGAAAUCGUUUCGAUUGAACGAGACUAAAGCCAUGUGAAGUGGACAGACACAAUCAGAAACCGGUAUUUACAAUUAGUAGUGAUGACAGACACUGUUUGACAGCUACGUUUUGAGAGCGAAGUGACCUCACUGAUAACAUAACCAGACAGGAAGACUGAAUCAGCGGGACUUGCAUCGCAGUUUGCAGCCAUGCAACGGAUUCACACGAAAUCGAUCUUGCUUCGCCGACUGAUCCAUGUGAACAUUGGCCCACACUGGCCACAGUCGUCCGUUUGUGUUCGUUCCAUCCCGGCCAAGUCAUGUGUCGCCAGUGCAUCGCCUAUUCUGUUUCAGAGCAACAUUUUGACGUUUCGUAAUUUCGCUGCAUCAGCGAAUCGUUUCAAUGGAAAAAAACUGUUCACCCCUGGUCCCCUUGGUACCUCCAUGACAGUGAAACAGGCUAUGUUGAAGGACCUUGGAUCAAGAGAUGUUGAGUUCAUCCAGAGUGUGAAAGACAUCAGGUCAAAGUUGCUACAGAUAGCGGGUGUAUCUUCUGAUGCCUUCACUUGUAUUCCACUUCAAGGAAGUGGAACGUUUGCAGUAGAAGCUGUCCUACAAACUACUGUACCAAGACAGCAGGGGAAGGUUCUGAUUGCUGCAAAUGGAGCGUAUGGAAACAGGAUGGGUAAGAUCUGUGAGACGGUCUCCAUUCCGUACCAGAUGGAGAGCUUUGCCGAGGAUUCUGCAGUGGAACCUUCUCGUAUUGAAGAGGUUUUAAAGGCAGACAACUCUUUCACACAUGUUUGCAUUGUGCACUGUGAGACCAGCUCAGGCGUGUUCAACCCGGUGGAACAAGUGGGCAAGAUUGUCAAGAAGUAUAUUCCAAAUGCAUCUUACUUUGUUGAUGCCAUGAGCAGUUUUGGUGCCGUGCCUCUGAACUUCAGUGAAGGUCAUGUGGAUUACCUUGUUACGUCUGCUAACAAAUGUUUGGAAGGAGUGCCAGGUUUCUCCAUUGUCAUCGCCAACAAACAAAAACUAGCACAGUGCAAAGGUGUGUCUCGGAGUCUCAGUCUCGACUUGUUUGAGCAGGAUGAAGGUCUCAACAACAAUGGACAGUUCCGCUUCACUCCGGCCACUCACUCGAUGCUCGCGUUCAAGCAAGCUAUUGUCGAGUAUGAAGCGGAAGGUGGUUUGACAGGGCGGUCUAAGAGGUACCAAGAAAACCGUGAGAUCCUAAGAAAGGGCAUGGCGAGACUGGGCUUCAAGGAGCUACUGGAUGAGAAGAUAUCAGGAUACAUCAUCACAUCCUAUCACUACCCUAAAGAUACGAACUUUGACUUCAAAGACUUUUACAACAGACUCAAUGAGAAAGGUGAUGUUAUAUACCCCGGAAAGGUGUUAAAAUUGGAUUGUUUCAGAAUUGGCAACAUUGGUCAUCUCUACCGUGAUGAUAUGAAGAGGUUGCUGACCAAUAUUGAAGAUGUCUGUCGGGACAUGAAAAUCAGUCUUCCUGUGAAAAAUUAAAGUCCAGCCACAAAUUAGCCUUAAACAGUCUGAAUCCAAAAGCUGAUUGAUUGUGAAUUAGUUAUGAGCAUAGGCGUACAAACACCCAUUUUUGUAGUUGUGCCAGCUCAUUUUUGCCUAAAUUAAAUGAAAAUGCUUGAAUCUGGAUAAGAACAUUUAUAUAUAUUUGUAUUACUACAAAAUGAAUCACUAUGCAUUUUUUACAUGGAUUACAAGUGAAAAAAAUGAGAAGAAGAUGGAAAUACAUGGUACAAGGUUUUCAGGCUGGCUUAUUUUGCCUUGACGUCGCUUUUGCCUGAAUAUGAAUAUUUGCUCAUGAACUGGCGGGUGGGUGGGAGAUGGUUGCACCCCUCACUCCCUGUUUCUUACGCUGCAAUCUAAGCCUUGUUAUAUGUAAACCUGCUGUCUUUAUGUUGAUAUAUUACUUGCAUGUGCUACACACACUACUGUACAAUGUUGUAUCUGUUUUUGCAAUAUCUUGUCAAUAAUGUUUACUGUUUGUUUUGUGCAGUGAAAACUGUAUUUAAAAAAAGCACCAAGUUUCAACAUAUAAAGGUAUUUCGCAUUCCUACUGCACAUGCACGCGAAGAGCAACGUCCCAUGCCGAAUUAGACUGUAUCCAGGCUAUUUACAACUUGGGGGGCAUUAUCAAUAGUUGUCAUGAGCAUUGUCAGUAGCUUCGUAGGAGAUGUGAAUCUCUGGCGACUAACAUACAUAUUUAGUAUCAGAUGGUAUAAUGGCUGUGAAAAACGGUCUACUAAAGUUUAUAUCGGACCAAAAGCAAUGAAACAUUAACUUGGAUGAAGUCUUUGGAGCCGCCUUUCAAGUUUUUUAAUAAUGCAAAAUUAAAAGAUUCAUACAAUAAAAUGAACUUAAUUGAAAUCUAUUUGCUACUGAAUUCUCCACAUGUAUCAGUAUUUAAAAUUUAAUAAAAUCUGCCUCCUCUUCCCCCCCACUAAAAAGCAAAAAAUCCCUAUACCAUAUAGACCUUUAUCACAGCUCUAUUUUUUUUCUUAUGGUUUCUAUAAAAAAAAGAGUCCUAUAACUACUAAUCACAGAAUUUUCGGGUUCCUACUGAUAGAAUAAUUAUUAAUAAAACUAAUUCACAUUCCUAUUUCGUGGCCUCCCAUUGUUCAUCCCCCCAAUUUGUAAUCUCGCGUGGGUUCACGGUUAGCGUCCAUGAGUUGUUCCGCUAAAUGCACAUGCACAGUGGAAUGUGAAAGAGGUAUAUUGCUUUAUGUAGUUGUAAGUGAAAACAAAUUUUUGCAAGCAUUAUAUUUGCAAACAUGUUGAGUCCCAGCUGGUCAUACUUUUACAACAUUGAAUUUUUAUUUCUAAUGCAAAACCAUUCAGUCAUGUGCCUGCGGCUAGUAAUAACAACAAUGUUAGAAUUACCCAUGUUUGACAUCCAAUAACUGAUGAAUGAAGUGCAUGUGCAUUUACUAGCAUUUGUCAUGAAGACGUUUACUUGUAGAAUGCACAGAAUUGUAAUUCCGGACAUCUAGUUUUAAAAAACAUCCAUCCAGAGAAGCAUAUCCUUGAAUACACCAGAAACAUGGGCACAAUGCACCCUUGAUCUCAUCCAGCAAGUCUGGACCCCCCCCCCCCCCCCCACCCCACCGUUAAAUGUACUGCACACAUACCUUUGAUUAAUUCAUCAAUGUGCUCUAGUGAUGUCAAUUAAACAAAUUUUAGCUUUCAUUUGUGUACCAGCAUUCAGUUACCGAUCUUUUAGAACCUACUGUAGCUCUGAACCCGUUUUAAUCGGUGCAGCCCUUUGUGUCAUGUUCUCCAUCUAGAUGGAUGUCUUUAUUUUAUAUAUAUUUAUACCUAUAUUAAUUUUUAUUAUUAUACUACUACUACUACUACAUGUAAUAAACUACAUGUAUCAUUUAAAAGGCAAAAUAAAGUCUUUAAUGAGA